AUGCAUGUAGCCGAACGAUUUUUUGAUGCAGGGCAAGAAUAUCUACCAAAAUCGUCAGCUUUUGAACGUUAUGCAAACGAAUCAUUGGUAACGAUUGAAAUGGCAAUCAGAGUCCUCGAACCACCAAUAUACAACUGUGAUGUAAUGGCUUUAACAGCAAAAAGGAUAAUGUCCUGUUCAGUAGGUGUUCUUACUAUUGAUGAGGCAGCUGCUAUUUAUCUUUAUACGAUGUGGUCGGGCAAACCUGAGCAAGCUAUUUCUACUCAAUUGAACAGAACACUUCGAUCAGGAACACAAGAUGAGCUUACUUCUUGGCUUUCCUAUCUGCAACUCUUUGUGACUGCUUUGAACAAACUACCGUCAGUGAAUGGUACCAUUUGGCGAUUUGCUCGAGGCGAUAUUACUGGUUAUUACAGAGAUUAUUGUAUCUGGUCAGGAUUCAGCUCAUGUACAAGAACUGAAUCAAUAUUUGAUGUAUUUCUCAAUAGAAAUUAUGUAUAUACAAUAUUUGAAAUUGAAUGCAUCAAUGGAAGAGCGAUUCGGAAUUAUUCCGAGUGUCCAAACGAAAACGAAGUUCUAUUGAUGCCUGGUACACGCUUGCGAGUAAUAAAGAAGGAAAAUCUUAACAACGGAUUUAAAAAAGUUUAUCUACAAGAAGAAGGACAUCCAAAACAACAAUUAGCUCAACUUCUCGGUACUUCAGUAUCAUUCGAUGGAACAUAUAGAACAGGCCAGGAUUUCCAUUCAACCAUAACUCAAUCAAAUAAUGAAAUAAAAUCAAGACCAUUAUACACUACUCGUACAACGCUAUCAAUCCAGCCAAUACGUGAAAAUCAAACGCAUCAAUCGCGAAGAUUUUCUAUCGACCAGAAUAGAUUUAAUAAUGAUCGUAUCAAGAGAACGUUUUCUCUCACCGAGUAUGGACGGGUUGAAAAAUUGAAUGAUCAUUAUGCUUCACAUAAGUUUUGGCUCGACCGCCUGUAUCAUGAUUAUAGCAAACGAUUGAUUAUGACUCCUCAAGACUUGGAAAUCAAGUUAAGAUAUCCUCCUACAACUGUUCAUUAUAUUACACUGAAUCGUGUGAAGGGAUCCAUGUUUGGCAUGAGUUUAGGAGAUGCGCUUGGAACUCACAUUAAAUUUAUGCCACGACAGUACCUAAGGGAAAUUCCUAUUCGAGAUCUUCACGAGGGAAGAACUUGGUGUCUCAAAAAAGGACAAUUCACAGACGAUACAUCAAUGGCUUUGUGUCUAGCUGCAUCGUUGGUAUGCCGUCGCGAUUUCGUUCCGUAUGAUCAACUAGUUCGGUAUAAAUGGUGGUACAGAAAUGGUUACAUGUCUUUGAAUGGUAAAUGUUUUGAUAUUGGAGCUGCUACUAGUCAAUCGCUAUGCGAAUUUGAGCGCCGUCAACAAUUAUUUGCUAAUAACUAUCAGAUUCCUCUCAAUGAAAUAGACAGCUUAUCCGACCAUUAUCUACUUGAAAAAUUCGAUGUGUUUUGUAGUGCAAAUGGUGCUGUCGGCAAUGGAGCCUUGAUGCGAUUAGCUCCCGUUCCUCUCUUUUUCUAUCGAGAUCCUAUUCAAGCUGUCGAAUUUUCUGGUAUUAGUGGCAUUAUUACUCAUGAUGAUCAGAGAGUCUAUGAUGCAUGUCGAUAUUAUGGAGCUUUGAUUGUGGCUGCUCUACGUGGUGAAGCCAAAUCACAGUUGCUUGAUAAUGAUUUCUAUUGGAAGCAUAUACAAUGGUUUAAUAACAAGCCGCUCACGCUAGAAGUGAUCAACGUUGCCCAUGGAUCGUACAAGAAACCAGGUGGCCAUCGUGAUGGUAUUCGAGGUAAUGGAUACAUUAUUAAUGCUCUCGAAGCAGCCUUAUGGGCAUUUUACUAUGACGAGAAUUCUUUCGAAAAAGGUCUUCUCGAUGUAGUUAAUCUUGGAGAUGAAACAAACACAACUGCUGCUAUUUAUGGUCAAUUGGCUGGUGCUUACUAUGGCUAUGACUGUGUGCCUGAUAAAUGGAAGAAACAAAUGUAUGCGAGUAAUUUUCUUCAAUGUUUAUGUGAGUGGAUCGUUUACGAAGGAGAAUUAUGGAAAUCGAAAUCUUCUAUUUCAAAUGAAUCAGAAGCAAAUGAUCAGUUCCAUUCUAAUUUCCUGUCACAAUCUAACAUUGAAUGGGGCUCAAUGCCAGACACCUGUUUAGUACAUGCUGAAGCGUCGACAGUCGCACACAAAGAGCAACCUUUCAAUCAAUUAGGACUGGCGCGUUCAGUACAUUUCUCAGAUCUACCUUCAAGAACUAAUCAUGGAGCGAACCGGGUUGUACGAUCGACUUUCAGUUGGAAACCAAGAACAACACAAAAACGGUAUGAAUACGGUAUACGAGUAGGACCUACCGUAGGUGGUGGAUUCUGUCACAAUGAGUACAAUGAAAAACCGUUUAAAUAUAGUGUCACGACAGGAGUUCGUUAUAGUCCUGUUACGAAAUCAUAUUAUGACUUUAAUGGUCAAAGGCAAGAAGCACAAUUUUCAACUUAUGAACAGCUCCCAAACGUCACCGACUGGCCAUGGAACCGAACUCAGUCAGUAGCACCAUACGCGACACAGUAUUAUGUCUCUCUAUCUGAUGUGCCAUGA
This is a messenger RNA of Rotaria socialis, 2622 nucleotides long. Lineage: Eukaryota; Metazoa; Rotifera; Eurotatoria; Philodinida; Philodinidae. The record is from the annotation of a GenBank genome assembly.